GUAUUUGGAUGGCAAAGGUGACGUCUUGAUAUGCUCGGCCACAACAGUAUCGUAUAUGAAGCGCGACGGUUAGUAUUCCACAUAUAAACUGCGGUGUACGAGAGGAUACCGUUUUUUUCAAUCGGCCGGUCGUUCUGAUGCACCUUGUAACCGGGACUAGGAACUUCCGAAGCAAUAGCUGCAAUAACGGGCUUCGUGAUUCGAAUCGAACCAGUACAUUGCCGGGCCGAUAAUAUUGCGAGUGGACUGAGAUGUCGCGGCAUUUUAUAACGGCUACUCUGAUUGCGAUCGUGGGUGUUUUACAUACGGGAUGCGCCGCAAGGAUACUCGGCAUAUUUCCGUUUCCUUCGUUCAGUCAUCAAAUUGUAUUUCGAGGAUUGACGCUGGCGUUGAGGGAGCGAGGUCACGAGCUCGUUGUAGUCACUCCUAACCCGAUCAACGACCCAACCCUGAAGAACUACACGGAGAUAGAUCUGAGCUUCAUGUACGAAAACUGGAGAUUGGAUUGGAUAUCUGUUGCAAAAAAGUACACGUACUAUGACUUUAUCAUGCAAUCAACACCGAAAUUUUUGACGAUAACUGAAGGCAUCCUCAGCCAUCCAAAAUUGCAGAAAUUGUACGAACCGGAAAGUCGAGAAACGUUUGAUUUGUUACUAUUUGAAGCACUUCGUUGGCCUGCUGUUCUGCUUUUCGCUAAGCGAUACGAAAUUCCAGUCAUAGGAAUUACGUCACUGAGUCCGACUACCCAAGUGCACUAUCAGUUUGGCAAUCCUAUAAUGCCUUCUCAGCCGCCAUAUUGGAAUAGCAGAGGAAUAGGCUUCGAAAAGUUGACAUUUUGGCAAAGACUAUGCAACUUCGUACAGACGUGGAGAUUUCUGUUUUACUACAGAACAACGUACAUGCAGAUGCAGCAGGAAAUUGCGAGAAAAUAUUUUGGAAACGAUAUUCCGGAUCUUCGUGACUUGGAAAAAAAUGUCAGUUUGGUUUUCGCCAACCAGCAGGCACCGAUUACAUUCGUACGUCCGAGUGUUCCUAAGAUAAUCGAUAUUGGUGGAUUCCACAUUUCGGAUCGGCUCGAGCCUCUAUCAAAGGACCUUCGGAUGAUUUUGGACGAAGCAACCCAAGGCUUCGUAUACAUGAGCCUUGGAACAAACACCAAAAGUGCUUCGUUAAGUAACGAAAUGCGGGGCGAAUUUAUUGCUGCGUUUUCGGAAAUACCCUACACCGUUAUUUGGAAAUAUGAAGACGACCUUCUUCCGGGUCAGCCGGACAACGUCCAUACCAUGAAAUGGAUUCCACAACAGUCAGUCCUGGCGCAUCCGAAUAUAAAAGUUUUCAUAUACCAAGGAGGACUUCAGAGCACAGAGGAGGCGAUUUCUCAUGCUGUUCCUGUGAUCGGAUUACCAGUUCUCGGUGAUCAAACAUCAAAUAUCGACAAGAUUGUCUCUCUUGGAGUCGGUAAGAAGCUGGACAUCUCCAGCGUCGACCGAUUCGACCUAGUGGAAGCGAUACAAUCCAUCGUGCGCGAUGACAGCUACAAACUAAGCAUGCUGAAAUUGCGGGACUUGGUGAGAGACAAGCCGUACGAUUCGUUGGAAAACGCGGUUUGGUGGACGGAAUACGUGAUACGUCACAAAGGUGCUCCUCAUCUUCAUUCGACGACAGCCGACGAUCCCUGGUAUCAACGACAAGACAUCGACUUGAUUUUCAUCAUUUCUACCGCGAUUUUGGCAGCUUGUACUAUAGCACUACGAGUCUUAUACAAGCUGUUAGCUUACAGCAUUUAUUUCCUCAAUCAUCAGCACUUGAUUAGGAAAAAGGAAAAAGUAACGCGGUUCGGUGACGGAACACGUGAUACGUCACAAAGGCGCUCCGCAUCUCCAUUCGACGACAGCCGACGAUACCUGGUAUCAGCGACAAAACAUGGACUUGAUAUUCUUCAUUACUACGAGGAUUCUGGCAGUUUUCAGUACAACACUACUUGUGACUACUGGCAACAGUGUAACUCGCGAAAAUCUUCAGUACUUAGAGUUACCGCGUUACUUCGAACGGUCAAAAAUAUGUCGCGACACUCAAUGCUCGUUGCACUUAUCCUGGCCACGAGUGUUUUACAUCAGGGAUUCACCUCGAGGAUUCUCGGUGUAUUUCCCCUACCUUCGAUCAGUCAUCAAGUCGUAUAUCGUGGACUGACGUUGGCGCUGAGAGAGCGAGGUCACGAACUUGUCAUCGUUACCACGGACCCGGUCAACGAUCCAACCCUGACCAACUACACGGAGAUAGAUGUUAGCAUUCUUUAUGGAGAAUUCAACAAGAAUUUGGACUGGGUUGCUCAUCGAGAGACCAACACGUGGCUUGAGUCGAUACAGACACUGGCGCCGAAGUUUAUACAGGUUACCGAAACCGUGCUGGGCCAUCCAGAAUUGAAAAAGCUUUACUCUACAAACAGAGGGGAAAAGUUCGACUUGUUAUUGGUUGAGAUGCUUGUUUGGCCAGCGUUGUUCGCUCUUGGUGAGCGACUCGAUGUUCCAGUCAUCGGUAUGUCGUCGUUGGGUCUUAAUGUUCAAAUGCAUUAUGGAAUUGGAAAUCCCAUAAUGCCUUCUCAUCCUUCGCAUUGGGAUGCCAAAAUACAAGUGAUUGGAAAGCUGACAUUCUGGCAGAGAUUGCAGAACUUUGUACAGUUGUGGACAUAUCUGUACUGGUACAGAACAGAUUACCUCCAAGCGCAGCAGGCUACUGCACGGAAAUACCUUGGAAAGGAUAUUUCCGAUAUUGGUGAAUUGGAAAAGAACGUCAGUCUGGUUUUCGUCAAUCAGCAAUCGUCGAUUUCAUUCGUCAGGCCGAACAUUCCUCGAGUCAUAGACAUCGGUGGAUUCCACAUGUCAAAAGAGACGAAGCCUCUGUCGGAGGACCUUCAAAAGAUUUUGGACAAAGCAACGCAGGGCUUCAUAUACAUGAGCCUUGGAACAAACGUGAAAAGCAUCAUGUUGAGUAACGAAACACGUGGAGAGUUUAUAGCCGCAUUUUCACAACUGCCCUACAUCGUUAUUUGGAAAUUUGAGGGUGAUGUUCUUCCUGGACAGCCGGACAACGUGAUAAUCAUGAAGUGGGCCCCGCAACAGUCUAUUUUAGCGCACCCGAACAUAAAGGCUUUCAUAUACCAAGGAGGACUUCAGAGUACAGAAGAAGCGAUUUCUCACGCUGUUCCCGUGAUUGGUUUACCAGUAUUGGCCGAUCAGGAUACACUUGUAAAUAAAAUGGUGUCUCUUGGUGUUGGUCGAAAUUUGAAUAUUUUGAGCGUUAAUAGAGAGGAUCUACUGAAAGCAAUUCGCUCCGUUGUGCUAGAUAUCGGCUACAAGCAACGGAUGAUAAACUUGCGGGAUCUGAUAAGAGACAAGCCGUACGAUUCUUUGGAGAACGCGGUUUGGUGGACGGAACACGUGAUACGUCACAAGGGCGCUCCGCAUCUCCAUUCGACGAUAGCCGACGAUCCAUGGUAUCAGCGGCAAGACAUGGACUUAAUUUUCAUUAUUUCAUCGGCGACUUUCAUAGCUUUGAUUAUAACACUAGGUGUUUCGUACAAGUUCUUGGUUUACAGUAUUCAUUUGCUCAAUCACGAUCGGCAGUUCAUUAGCAAGCAGAAAAAAGUACGAUAAUUCAAUCUGUGCAUAUUGUCACCUGUAUGUUUUAUGUAAAUAAACAAUGCUUCGGUGAAUUCUUAUUACGAAA
Messenger RNA from Neodiprion fabricii, 3726 nucleotides. RefSeq lists its product as uncharacterized. The record is from RefSeq and is a predicted model, not a curated record. NCBI's taxonomy places the organism in Eukaryota, Metazoa, Arthropoda, Insecta, Hymenoptera, Diprionidae. The coding region runs from base 252 to 3653 and encodes 1133 amino acids. Gene Ontology annotation, molecular function: UDP-glycosyltransferase activity. The transcript has 11 exons.